GGAAGGGAACGAAAAGUCAGGGACCGAUGAUGCCGUCUUCCACCAUGCAAAUGUUUGCAUUCAUUCUGGCGGUACUGGGAGUCGUGAGUGCCACGGUGGCCACACUGCUACCCAACUGGAAGGUGAGUGCAGAUGUGGGCUCCAAUAUCAUGACUGCCAUCUCACAGAUGCAGGGACUGUGGAUGGACUGCACCUGGUACAGCACCGGAGUCUUCAGCUGCUCGCUUAAGUACUCGGUGCUGGCGUUGCCGGCUUAUCUCCAGACUGCACGCACCACUAUGGUGCUUUCCUGCAUGAUGGCGACAAUGGGACUCUGCCUGGCCGCCCUAGGGCUGAAAUGUACUCGCUGGGGUGGCAGCUAUCGCUCUAAGGGACAUACGGCGAUUUCCGCAGGGGCUUGCUUCGUCAUAGCAGGGGUCCUGUGUCUGGUGCCUGCAUCCUGGUUCACCAAUGAGGUCAUCACUACGUUUAUGGACUCCAAAGUGCCUAAAAGCAGCAAGUACGAGCCAGGCGCAGCGGUGUACGUGGCAUUUGUGUCGGCAGGAUUCCUUUUAGCCGCAGGCGUAAUCUUUUGA
Molecule: messenger RNA, 575 nt
Organism: Sinocyclocheilus anshuiensis
Lineage: Eukaryota; Metazoa; Chordata; Actinopteri; Cypriniformes; Cyprinidae
Product: claudin-20-like
Exons: 1
Coding region: 27-575 (182 amino acids)
Cellular component (GO): membrane; bicellular tight junction
Molecular function (GO): structural molecule activity
Source: RefSeq, a predicted model, not a curated record